Messenger RNA from Lotus japonicus, 1098 nucleotides. Its product is annotated as protein MAIN-LIKE 1-like. Lineage: Eukaryota; Viridiplantae; Streptophyta; Magnoliopsida; Fabales; Fabaceae. The transcript has 3 exons. Bases 1 to 1098 code for a protein of 365 amino acids. The record is from RefSeq and is a predicted model, not a curated record. Gene Ontology annotation, biological process: meristem maintenance; meristem development.
AUGUGGCAUGCCCUACUAGGCACCACUGACCAUCGUUAUGUGGACCGAGGUCAUUUGAGGCUUGCCACUGCUGGUACGAAGCUCGGAUUGAUGACGUGCGUGGGGGACGAAUACAGGGAGGUCCGUUUGAUUGUGGAAAGGAGCGGACUGUAUCCUCUGGCCAGGUGCAGCUAUGCAGAGACGGACCUAGAGCUUAUAUCGGCCCUUGUGGAGAGGUGGCAUGAGGAGACUAGUAGUUUCCACAUGCCAUUCAGGGAGAUGAAUGUCACCCUCGACGACGUCUCCGCUCUUCUUCACAUCCCGUUUGAGGGGCGGUACGAGCAUGCAGCCAGGAUGUACCUAAUGCAUCUUGUUGGCGCGACCUUGUUCGCCGACAAGAGUGGGGGGCACUCAUUCUCCGCCCGUUGGAUCGGCAUGCUACAGAAUCUUGAGGGGGUGUCCGAGUUCGUGUGGGGCGCCAUGGCCCUUGCCACGUUGUACGACCAGCUUGGACAGUCCUCGCGCAGAGGGGUCAAACAGAUGGACGGUUACACGUCCCUGUUGUUGGCCUGGAUCUUCGAGCACUUCCCAGAUAGGCUUGUUCGCGAUAUGCGAACCCGGCUUACACAGAGGACCAACCCAGAGCUUGUAGGUGGACGGAGUCACGGACGAGGGCAUGCUAGGCUGGCCGAGAGGCGAGUACUACUUGAUGAGUUGACAACAGACGACGUCAUUUGGACUCCAUACGAGGCUCACAGGGAAUGGCGACAGCGGGAUGAGAGGGCUUUGUUCUCAGGCUACAUUCGGUGUCCCUAUCCCCCUGAUGUGCGACCUCAUCUUCCGGAGCGGGUCAUGCCACAGUUUGGGUAUAUACAGAUGAUCCCGCGCCACCCUAGUGAGAUGGAUAGAUCUCCCGUAGCUGAGGUUGUUGAUGUGGCAUUCACAGACUAUGUGCAGUACUUGUUCCCUGAGGGCGUACCUGCUAUAGAGGAGGGAGAGUCAGUGGGGGGUUACAUGGAUUGUUUUGAGCUGAAGUCCUUUGAGUUCAUGAGUGUUGAUUGCACAUUGGGGGUUUUAUUUGCUGAAUUGAAGGAAAGGAUGGUGAAUUAUCAUGAUUAA